Messenger RNA from Coffea eugenioides, 1565 nucleotides. RefSeq lists its product as uncharacterized. Gene Ontology annotation, biological process: translation. The transcript has a single exon. Gene Ontology annotation, cellular component: ribosome. The coding region runs from base 326 to 1480 and encodes 384 amino acids. The record is from RefSeq and is a predicted model, not a curated record. NCBI's taxonomy places the organism in Eukaryota, Viridiplantae, Streptophyta, Magnoliopsida, Gentianales, Rubiaceae. Gene Ontology annotation, molecular function: structural constituent of ribosome; 5S rRNA binding.
AUUAUAUAUUUCUACCUUAAAAAGGAUUAUGUGACACGGCUUAAAUUUGCUAUUUUUCCACUGCAAAAAUUCUGAAUUCAAAGUUAUAUCAAGAAAGAUAUAUCAAACCAAGAAAAUAAGAACAGAAUUGAAAAGCCUGUAUUAGUAAAGGCCAACCCAAUUUAAACUGGCUUCUUACCCAUUCCAUUUUAGUCACGCUUCUUCAGAGGCCAUGAGCCCAUAACAUUUACUCUGGCGCAAAAGAUCAAGCCUCUGGUGCCUACCGACUGUUCGAUUGUAUUACCGAGAGAGCUAAGAAGGGAAAAAAAACACCUCUCCCCCUCCAAUGACCUCCAUGUUUAGAAGGGUCGCGACGACUUUAAGAUCACUAGCAUAUCCUCGUAAUCUUUCAUGGGCUUAUAGUAAAUUUUCAAGACCUUCAACUACAUUUCCUGCUAAAGAAGCUGAAUCAGUGCACAUCCCACCUGAUAAUAAUCAGAAGGGAGAUUCUUUUGGUAAUUAUACUAACAGAAUUCAGCUUUCACCAUUGUGUUCAGAGAGCAGUGGACAUCAUCUGCAGGAUUGCAAGAUUGAGCUUGUAGAUAAUGAAUCUUGGCAGAUGUCUUCUGGUUUAAUUGAGGCCUGGAAAGGGAAAACUAAGUCGGGUUGUGAGGAAAAAGCUUUCCUGAGUGAAGAAGAGGAGGAUAAGUACAAUGGGGUGUUGAGUUAUGUGCCUCCAAAUAAGGAGGACCCUGAUUUUGAUGAGAUUGAAGAUAUGAGGAUUCGUGGUAAUUUGUUUUAUAAGCUUGAUAAGGAUUCUAAGGAGUAUGAAGAGCAUAAGUUUGAUUUCCAUAGGAAGAAAUCUUCAAAGAACAAGAAUGAUCAGAAGGAGAACACGAAGAAGGAAAAACAGAAUCAUAAUGUGGCUGCAGGAAUUGAAAAAAAUUCGAUUAAGUUUAAAGAUGAGUUGAAAGAAAUGAAGAAGAAGGAGAAGUUGUGUUCUAAUUCUGGCCUAGCCAAGGAAAGAUAUCAUGGAGUUGAUAGGAAUGAGGAUUUGAUUGCUGGGAUUAAUGAAGUGGGAGGCGAUUUUGAUGGAAAGAGGUUGAGGACUCCCACAUUUAAUCAGUUUACUGCUCCAUAUCACGAACCGUUCUCUCUGGAUAUUUAUGUGUCCAAAGGUUCUGUGCGUGCCAGCAUUAUUCAUCGAGCUACUAGCAAGGUUGUUGCCGUGGCACAUUCUAUUUCCAAGGAUAUGAAAUUUGAUCUGGGGUCGACCAAGAAUAGGACUGCUUGUGCUGCUGUUGGGGAAGUGCUGGCACAGAGAGCCUUGGCUGAUGAUAUUCACAAUGUGGUAUAUACACCGAGGAAGGGAGAGAAAUUGGAAGGGAAAUUGCAGAUUGUGCUUCAAUCCAUUAUUGAUCAUGGAGUUAAUGUGAAGGUGAAGAUUAAGCAAAGGAAAGUCAGGAAAGGUGGUCUCUUCCAACCAAAAACUUACAAGUAAUGUCGAUUAAAAUGGUUAAAUUAUUUAGAAAGGCACGCACUUUGUUUAUGAAUGCAGCAAGUUAAUUGAAAAUUUAGUUCUCUUA